GCGCACAACGUGCCAGUUGCGCAGCUGUUUGGUUGCAAAAUCACCGGUAAGAAACGAACAUGUGCGAAAGAUACACAGUUAUAAAAUAUACGUAAUCGAGUUAAGUGCACCACAAUAUGGCCAUGCAAUGUCACUACGAGGUGCUUGGGGUGUCGUUGGACGCGGACGACGAUCGACUGAAGAAGGCUUACCGAAAACUAGCUUUAAAAUGGCAUCCCGAUAAAAAUCGUGAAAAUGAAGAUGAAGCCACUGAGAAGUUCCGUCUUAUACAGAAAGCUUAUGAAGUGUUGAAUGAUCCACAAGAAAGGGCAUGGUAUGACAAACAUAGAGAUGUUCUUCUCAAAGGAGAUAACUAUCAAGAUCAAUUUUUAAAUAUAAUGCAGUACUUCAGACCAGCCAUGUACUCCGGUUAUGAAGACAACAAAAAGGGAUUUUAUAACGUCUACAGACAAGUUUUCCAGACGAUAGCACAAGAAGACGCAGGAUUUAAAGAUCCUGGACAGGAUUUGUCAUUUUAUGAGUGCCCUGAGUUUGGGAAUGCACAUAGUGAUUACAAUGAGAUUAUAAAGCCAUUCUACAACUACUGGUUGAAUUAUGUCACUCCUAAAUCCUAUGUAUGGCUUGAAAAAUACGACACAAGAGAAGCUGAAAACAGACGAGUUGCAAAACUCAUGGAGAAAGAAAAUAAAAAGCUGCGAGAUGCAGCAAAAAAGAACUACAACGAGCAAGUCAGGGAUUUGGCAGCUUAUGUGAGAAAAAGAGAUAAACGAGUUCAACAGUAUCAGAUGCUGCAGAAGAUGAAAGUAGAAGAACGACAAAAACAAUUUGAAGCCAGAAGAGAAAAAGAUAAAGUAGAAAAAAUGAAAGAGCUUGAAAACUUUGUGGAGCAAGAGUGGACAUCAUUUACCGAGUUGGAGAAAGAUCUUGCCAUGUUGGAAACGCAUCUAGAUGGUGAAUUUGGUGAUGAGGAGGCGAGAGCUGAAUCUGAUAAUUCAAAUAGUGAGGAAGAAUAUUAUGAAAACUUGCAUUGUAUUGCAUGUAACAGGGUGUUUACAAGCGAUAAAGCUUUUGAAAACCAUGAGCGCUCCAAAAAGCACAAGAAAAAUGUAGCAUUAUUGAAAGAGGAGAUGGCACGUGAUGAAAUGGAGCAUCCAAUGGAAGAGGAGAAAGAGGAUGUUGUGGAGGAAGAUGACAUUGAGGGUGAAGAUAAUGCAGAUGAUUAUUUACUAGGAUUACAAGAUGACAGACCAAAGUCUAAACUUUCUAAGAAACAGAAAAAAAGACAACGGCAGCAGCAACAACUGGGUGAUAUGUAUGAUGAAAUUACUGAGGAGAAUGUAGAAGCAGAUGAUGUUGGAGAGGUCACUGACCUUAUUGAUAGUGCCUUGAACAUUGAUGACAUGCCAAGUGACCCAGUCAAUCUUGAAAUCAAUGAUGCAGAGCCUUGUUCUGAAUCAACAACAGCGCCCUCACAAGACAAAAUAAGAUCCACAAAACAAAAAAAGAAAAACAAGAAAGGUGGCUCAACUCAACAAAAUCAAACAUCAUCGGGAGGAUCUGUUGGUCAGUCUAUCAGAAUAUGCAAUGUUUGUUCUGCCGAGUUUGGAACUCGUAAUAAACUAUUUGAUCACAUCAAGCAAACCGGCCAUGCACUGCGUGUAGACGGCAGUCAAUCAAAUAAUUUAAAACAAGACACAGUGAAAAAGAAAAAGAAAGGCAGCAAGAGAUGACAACCUGGGGAGAUGUUUUUUAUAUUUAUUGAAUUUAUUUUAUAGUAUGCAACAGUUGUCUGGAUUCGUUGUCAUUAUCUAUACACUGUGAACUAAAAGUGAAUGGACAUGUACAUGUAUGUAUAGUGUCAUAGCGUUGGGAGAUCAUACUCUUGGAUGUAACUCAAUGCCAGUGAGAUAUCUGGAGCUAUCAGAUUUCCAUGAAGUCCAAUAGUUACAGAAUGUGAUAAACCUGGUCCUCAUUGACAGACCUGUAGAGUUAAUAUAUCACAAUGGAAAACAAUGACUUCUGUCAUGGAGCUAAAAGAAAACUGAGCAAUUACUUGGGUCAAACCCUGGAUUGAAUUAAGCCUCCCAAUAAAAGUAUCAUUUGAAAAGGUUACAUUAAAUAAUACUGUAUUAAAAUGUUUACAUCCCUAAAAUGCCAGACUGCAUGAUAUUGUGCAAAAACAAAGACAAGCUUUUAAAUUAAUAUAUUUCACCAGUGUGUCACGCCUAUGAUUGCGAUUGGAUGAGAGGUCUUAAUUUAUGCAAGAUGGUCUGAAAUACCUGAUAUAACACAGCAAGGGUUAUACCACUUUCACAACGGAAAUCACCGAAAAAUAUUACUCUGUGCCAAGAACAUUACAACCAUCAAGUAUUUUGGGUUUAAAAGAAAAAGGACAAGAAAAAUAAUUUUACAGAAUUGAGCAAACCAUGCCAAAAAAUUAAUUUCCAUCUGCAGUUACUCACUUGAUUUUGACCAGUUCAUUCCAUAUACUGUAAAGAGGUUAAUUAUUCACUGGGUUUUAAUUUUGCUAAUUUAGCUGACUGGAAAAUGUGCUAAAUUAAAACCCAAUGAAUAUGUAAAAUUUAGCAUAGAAGAUAUUAUCUAAAUGAUAAAACCGUGAAUUUAAAACCCACUGAAUAUGCUUGAAAUGAUAAAUCAGCGAAAUUUAAACCCAGUGAAAAUUAGUCAUUUUACAGUACACACUUGUGUUUUAUAUGUCACGGAACUGGUCAAAAUCUUGUUGUAUAUUCACUCCUGAGGGUGGUUAUUCCUUAAACAAUAAUAAACCUGCUAAUUCAAAAUAAACAACUGAAAUUGUUACCUUAAAUUUUGGCCAAGAUGAACAAAAAUGCUGCCCAACAAAUUAGGGCAAUGAUAGGAAGAGGGAGAUUGUCAUAAAUUGUCGUUGCAGUGCAAAUUGAAUUGAUCUUUAGUGCAAACAAUAAUUUAUUGGCUAUCCCUUCCUGACUGGAUCAGACCAAUAUUUACCAGAUACUGUAUCAAAACAGAGCAAGACCAACUAAAAAAUCUUCCAAACAUGCACGCUUCAUUUGACAUAUCAUCACUGUGUAAUGUAAAAUUUCAAUAAAAGAAGUGCUAUUUUU
Molecule: messenger RNA, 3104 nt
Organism: Saccoglossus kowalevskii
Lineage: Eukaryota; Metazoa; Hemichordata; Enteropneusta; Harrimaniidae
Product: dnaJ homolog subfamily C member 21-like
Cellular component (GO): cytoplasm
Molecular function (GO): zinc ion binding; nucleic acid binding
Source: RefSeq, a predicted model, not a curated record